AUGUCUCCACGUGAGAGGAAGACAGAAAGUAUACACAAGCCCCCCACAGUGCUGGGCCGAGUCCCUGAAGGAGAGAUUAUCCACUGCCGUGUUUGUCAGAGGCAGGGAGGGGGUCUCAGCAUGGGGUCUCUCAGCCUGCCUUGCCUGGGCCUGCCCCUACUGCCAGCCAGGCCCUUCUCUUCCGCUUGGCACAGCGGGGACUCUCGAAAUGCCCUCCCCAUGUCCCCGGGACCGCAGGUGAAGCGACUGAAGCGGCGUUUCACCCCCCCCACCCCCCACCCCCCCCAGCUCGACACUGCCUGGUAUAACGCACAGGUCCACUCUGUGCCACACGUCAGCCCGGGUUAUCAAAGCGCACGGCUGAAUGGAAGCAGAGUGAGUCUGGCUGCGGCGUGUGGUCUCCAUGGUUACGCUGUCACGCAGGAGGAAGUGGACGUUCUGACAGUGAGUCUGUUGAACAAUGGCAGCUCAGUUGUAUUCACAAAGUAUUCACUUUCUGUUUUGCAGGCAGCUCUGCCGAGGAGGGCCGACCCCACCGAGCCGAAAGCCAUUUUUGAAAAGUACGCCAGUGUAAAGAAGAACGAUGAGCACUUCAUGUCGCCACAGGACUUUGUGGGCUGUUUCCUCCACGCCCACACAGACUCCCGGCUGUCGGAAGAGGCCACAGAGCUGCUGGCAGGAGUGAUGGACCAGAAGAAAGAUGGGUUGAUCUCCUGUCAGGAGUUCGUGGUGCUCUGUGCCCCGGACCCCCUCUUCACGGUCGCCUUCCUUCUGUUUGAUAAAGCAGGCAAUGGAGCGACCACUUUUGAGGAUAGGAAGCAGGUCUUCAGCCAGACCAGCAUCCACCAGCACAUCCCAUCAGAGUUCAUAGAGCUACACUUUGGAACGCAGAGGGACAAGCAGCUCGGCUACGGGGAGUUCACCCAGUUCCUCCUGGUAGGUUUUGUGCUGAGAUGCCGACAGGCUUUUCUCCAGCGGGACCAAGUCCACAGCGGCUCCAUCUCAGCCCUUGACUUCAGCGACAUCAUGGUCACCGUCCGGCCACACAUGCUCACGCCCUUCGUGGAGGAAUGCCUCGUGGCGGUUGCAGGAGGCAGCACAUCUCAUCACGUCAGCUUCUCCUACUUCACUGGCUUCAACUCGCUGCUCAACAACAUGGAGCUUGUCAGGAAGAUCUACAGCACCCUGGCUGGCCACCGCAGAGAUGUUGAAGUCACCAAAGAAGAGUUCAUUGUGGCAGCUCAGAGGUUUGGCCAGGUGACACCUAUGGAGGUUGAAAUCCUCUUCCAGCUGGCAGACCUGGCAGAGCCCCGUGGACAUGUUGGUUUAGUGGACGUUGAGAAGAUCGCUCCGCUGGAGGAAGGCGCCCUGCCCUACAACUUGGCAGAGGUCCAGAGACAGCAGUUGGGCAGCGAUGGCUCCCGUCCUGCCCUGGUCCAGGUGGCAGAGUCGAAGCUUAAUGUCCCCAUCACCCUCACUGUGGGGGCCACAGCGGUGUACCCCAUCGAUCUGGUGAAGACGGGAGAGCUCAUGUACAAGAGCAACUUCGACUGCUUCCGGAAGGUGGUGGGCUAUGAGGGUUUAUUUGGACUAUACAGGGGUCUGGUACCACAGCUACUGGGUGUGGCGCCCGAGAAAGCCAUAAAGCUCACAGUGAAUGACUUUGUGCAAGGAAAGACCAGACAGAAGGACGGCUCCGUCCCUCUGGCGUCUGAGAUCCUGGCCGGUGGAUGUGCCGGCGGCUCUCAGGUGAUCUUCACCAACCCUCUGGAGAUAGUGAAGAUCCGUCUGCAGGUGGCAGGAGAGAUCACCACGGGGUCAAGGGUCAGGGCCCUGUCCGUCAUCAGGAACCUCGGCUUCUUCGGACUUUACAAGGGUUCCAAGGCCUGUUUUCUGAGGGACAUCCCCUUUUCGGCCAUUUGCUUCCCCUCUCACAUCAAGGCUUACCUCACUGAGGAGGACGGGAGGAUAGCGCCAGCCAAGAUGCUGUUUGCUGGAGCUCUGGCAGGUCCCCCUGCCUCUCUGGCCUCUCUGGUGACCCCAGCCAACGUGAUCAAGACCAGGCUACAGGUGGCGGCGCGUGCUGGUCAGACCUCCUGCAGCGGCCUGGGAUGCUUCUGGAAGACCCUUCGAGAAGAGGGGCCCGGCGCUUUCUGGAAAGGAGCUGGAGCCCGAGUGUUCCGCUUGACCCUGGUGACCUCUGACCUCCUGCAGCGCUGGCUCUACGUGGACCUCGGCGGACGAAAGCCGGCUGGCCUGGAGCCCACCCCGGAGUCUCGGAUCAGCCUGCCGGCGCCCAACCCUGACCACAUCGGAGGCUUCAGGUUGGCCGUGGCCACGCUCGCUGGCAUUGAGAGCAAGUUUGGACUCCAUCUCCCACGCCACACGGUGGAGGCGAAAAACCCUGCAAAAACCCCUUGA
Messenger RNA from Limanda limanda (common dab), 2421 nucleotides. RefSeq names its product electrogenic aspartate/glutamate antiporter SLC25A13, mitochondrial. Lineage: Eukaryota; Metazoa; Chordata; Actinopteri; Pleuronectiformes; Pleuronectidae. The record is from RefSeq and is a predicted model, not a curated record. Gene Ontology annotation, molecular function: L-aspartate transmembrane transporter activity; L-glutamate transmembrane transporter activity. Gene Ontology annotation, biological process: aspartate transmembrane transport; L-glutamate transmembrane transport; malate-aspartate shuttle.